UUUGUUCGUUUGACGCCAUUGAAGAAGUAGGAGACUAAGGCCGGUAUUUAGCGGAGAAAUAUUCAGAUUUUUGAAAUCACGAAGCCUUAAAUUAAGAUAAACAACUAUAUAAAACGUUUAUUACAUGAUAGCAGAAUAUUUUACAGCUACAGUUUUGAGGGAAAAUAGAUUUAGAAGACUGAAAGCAGGGAGUUACAAGAAGAACGUUUUUUUAUCGUACAAGACAAGAAGCUAUUGAGAAAAGGUCAACUGUGUGUUUGAGACCACUUUUUCUUUGAAAACAAAGGUUGGCCAAGUAAAAAUGUCUGUUAUCAUAAGACUACAGAACCUUCCAUGGUCUGCCAAUUCUUUGGACAUCCGGCGUUUUUUUAAUGGUUUAUCCAUUCCUGAAGGUGGUGUACAUAUUGUUGGUGGUGAAAAGGGCGACGCUUUCAUUGCAUUUGGUACUGAUGAAGAUGCCAGACAAGCUAUGGAGAGAGACAGUGGGAGAAUCAGAGAGGUAAAGGUGAAGUUGUUUUUGAGUAGCAGGACUGAAAUGCAAAGAGUUAUUGAACAAGCUCGAACUCAGAGUUUGGGAAUCCAGCCAUCUGUGCCACAAGUACAACCAAAGGGAUUAUCAAAAGAAAGAGACAGUGAACGUAAGCACACCCCUGACAGACCUAAAAGUCCUGAUAGACGACGUGAUAAAGAAAGGUCCCCAAAGGAUAAAGAUCGUAGCAGAAGGUCGAGUCGAAGUCACAGGAGCAGAAGCCGCAGUCCUCGACGGUCAAGGGACAGGGAUAGAGAAAGAGAUCAAGACAAAAGAAGUGAUCGACAGAGACGAGAUGAAAAGUCCAAUGAUAGAUUAAAGCUACCAGAUCAACCUCCACAGCUUAAAGAUGAUGAUAUUAGGGUCCUAAACCCUGUAAUGGGUAGAGAGCAACGAGAUUCUUCUUUUGCUCCUGGGAGCAUUUCUAAUGGGGGAAUGGGUAUUCCUUCACAGGCUAGAGGAAUGCUUUAUGAAGAACCAACAUUAAUUUCAGAAAAUGAUCAUAUGCAUCCAGGUCACCCACCAUUUCCACCAAAUUAUGAUCAAGCAAGACAAGUUAGCCACUGGGGCCAUAGUUUCCCAUCUGAAGACACCAGAGAACAGUGGAGAGAAGAAAGACAAGGCCUUUUGGCACCACCAGGACAAUUUGGAGGAAGAUCUGACCCAAGAGGAACUCCUUUUAUCCCACAUGACAAAAAUUACCACGGUGGUAGUGGUUCUUCAUAUAGAGGAAGGCACCCAGGAAAUGAAGGUAUUCCAGAAAGACAUGGUGUUCCAUUUUCAGACCGAAGAAUUUCACAUGAUGAGGACAGAAAAAGUGGAUAUGAUGAGCGAAGAGGAAGGGGAGUGGAACCAAUAGACAGAAAACCACCUCAUGCUGGACCAGGAUUUGAGGAACCAGGUGCUGAACAAAUGGAAUAUUUUGAAGCUCCACUGCACAGAUCUGGUGGACAUCCACCUCAUGAUGACUAUGAUGGUAGAGCUUAUCCUUCUUCUGGAGAUCUACGUGGACGAGGAGCACCACCUGGACCUAGAAAUUCUGUACCUAGAGGUCAAGAUCCUCGAGCCUUUAGACCAGUUAAAGAUAGACCAACACCACUUGGUUCUGCUGAUGUCAGACCACCAUUGUUGAGUGGGCGAGGUCAUCAUCCAGGUGGCCACUAUGACCCAGAAUAUGAACCAUAUAGUGAAAUGCCACCACCCGGACUUCCAGGCCCUUGUGUUGAAAUCCGUGGACUACCUCAUGAUGUUCGCCCUGUUGAUGUACAUGAAUUUUUUCGAGAUAUUCAUAUUCCUUCAAAUGCUAUCAAACUGACAUAUGAUGAACAUGGGACACCAACUGGAUAUGCUUAUGUAAGGUUUGCUAAACCACAAGAUGUUGUUGAAGCUUUGAAAAGAACUGGUCAGAUGAUUGGAAACAACUAUGUGGAAAUUUUUAACUGUCCAGAAAGAAUGUUUAUGGAAGCAGAUGUAUAUCCUGGUCCACCACUUUCAGGAAGGAAACCUCUUACAUCUGGAUCAUUCAUGGGACAUCAUCCACCGAGAGAGGAGGAUUUGUGCAUAUAUUUGCGUGGUUUACCCUACCAUUGUUGUGAUGAAGAUAUCAUAAAUUUUUUUGAUGGAUUGCGAAUUUUGGAUGUCUUUAUUGAAUAUGAUAGAAAUGGAAGAGCAGUUGGUACUGGAUUUGUUGAGUUUGGCACAACUGAAGACUUUCAAACUGCUUUAGCAAUGGAUAGAAAAAUGAUUGGACACAGAUACAUUGAGCUUUCAGUAACAAGCAAGACUAUGAUGAAUGAAGCAAGAGGAGGAGAACCAGGACCAAAUCCACCUACUUGGAUGGGAACCAGAAAAGAGCUUCUUCCUCCACCAUCGGAGCAAAAAGGACCAUCAUGUGUAGCUUUACAUGGUCUUCCAAUAGAGAUUUCAGAUCAGGAAGUUGCAGACUUUUUUGCUGAAGAAGGUGUUAUACCUCGAGCUAUUCAUAUUAUGUUAGGGCUUAAUGGAUUACCUUCAGGAGAUGCUUUUGCUGAAUUUGCCUCUAAUGAGGAAGUAACAUCAGCACUCAAGAAAAACCAACAGUACCUAGGUUUGAAAGUUAUUGUUGUUAAGCCGAUACCCUAUCAAGAAAUGAUUGAUAUUCUUGAAGGACCACCAUCUGAACAAGAUGCACUUUUAGAGCUCCCUGAUACAGUUCAGUCUCAAAGACAUCCAGGAAAACCAUUAAUGGAUACUCCUCCAGAAAAAGGGAGAUAUUUAAUGGAACCACCAACAGGAAGAGGACGUGGCAAACCUUUGCUAGAAUCUAGGGGUAGAGGAAAUCCACCUGUAGAACCAAUGGCAAGAGGCCGUGGUAGACCAUUAUUAGAGCCUGGGGGCAUUGGGAGAGGUCAGUCACCUAUAUAUGAUGAGCAUAUGCAAUCAGAUAAUCAUGGUACUCAUUCACAUGGGCUUCCUGGUCGUCGUGGACCAUUGGGACCAGAUCAAUGGAAUGGUCCACAGGACGGACCUCCUAUGGGAAGAGGACAUCGUGGAUACCCUCCAGACAGACCAUUGCCACAUGAACGCUAUCAAGCUAGACUAGAAGGGUCAGGAGGGCCAAGAUUUCAUGGUCCACGACCUGAAGAAGGUAAUGGACCUCCUGAUCGCUAUCGCCCUCCUGGUCCCAGAGGACCACCUGGAUGUCCAGUGGGUCCAACUAGCAGAGGACCACCAGAGAGUCAAAUGAGGUCAGGUAGCAGAGGACCUUCAGAAAGUCCAAUGGGACAAAGGAGAGGUACACAUGAUGGACCAAUGGGACCAAAUAGAAGAGGGCCACAAGAUGGCUCAAUUGGACCUGGUGCAAGAGGAACUCCAAAAGGCUUGGAGGGUCUUGAAAUAGUACAAAAAGAAGAACCUAUUGAAAAUCUGAGCAGAGGAUCAUUAGAUGGUCUCGGAGGUAUUGAUGAUAGAAGAUCACUAGAUUCUUCAUUGGGUCCUGGGCAAAUUGGACAUUCAGGAGAAAAACAAUUAGGGCCAGGUCGUAUAGGUGCGUCUGAAGGGCAUACGGAAGGAGCAGAUCCAAGAGGUCCACCAAUGGGGCCUCAUGGAUCGAGGGGGCCACCUAAACCUGCAUAUCCACGAGGUUCUAUGAUGGAAAGACCAAGAGGACUCCGUCCACCAAGGUCUCUUGAUCCAGGGCCAAAGGGAUUUGGUAAACCAGGUUGUGUUAUUGCAGCAAGUAAUGUACCAUAUCGUGCUACAGUUGAAGACUUGUUAAGUUUCUUCGAAAGUUACGAAUUAACAAAAAAUAGUAUCAUAAGAAGGUUUAAUGAAAGUGGUCAACCAACAGGAGAUGCAAGAAUUGCUCUUAAAACUGUGGAAGAUGCCCAGAAAGCUGUUAAGGAGUUAAAUGGGAAAGACAUAGCGGGACGCCCAGUGACUUUGCAAGUUGUUUAGUGCUAACUUAACAUUGUAUUAAACUGAGAUGGCUUUAUAUCCCAAGGACACUUCGUAGUUUAAAUGAAACUGAAAGCAAUGUUGUUGUAUUUUAUUAUUGAAGGUAUAACUGGCAUGUUGCUUUGGGUACCCCAUAAAUAUAAUUCUUACAAUAGUUUUUGUUUCGUUCUUUCCAAAUAGUAGCGCAAUUUUGAUCUAAUUUAUCUAUUAGGUUUUGACUUACAUGGUACUUACAUGUGUUUUGCUGCUGUUUGUUCUUGACACCCAAUUUUAAUCAUUCACCACCAAACCUAUCCGGGUAUUUCAUUUGUGUAAUAAUUAGCCCCCAUCUUGUAUUUAGUGAUCAACAUUUUUCUAUUAUUUGUAUGCAUGUAUGUAUCUGUUAGGUAUAUAUAUAUAUAUAUAAACUCCUUGCCGUCAUUUAGUUUAAAAGUGACAAUCCAAGUUGAGCUAGGAACUUAUUAAAGAAUCUAGUUCGUCGGAAUUAUUGUCAUGCUAAUAUAGACCUAUGUAUUUCUGUUUCAAUUCCAAUACAUUAUUUCAAAAUAUUGAAAUCAAGUUUCUGGUGAAGUAAAAAUAUUUCAUUUCUAUAAAACAUCAGCAGAGUGUAACUUGUGUAGCUGCAGGUAAAAGAGCACUCAUAUGGUUAUAUGUUCAUUAAGGUCUGAUGCCAACAGUUUAAUUGUGUUAACGUUCAUUUCAUGUAUAAACUACAUAAAAAAGUGUGCCUUUUUCAUUCUUCACUACUUCACACUGUUUAAAAUGUUUAAGUUUGUGUUCAUUAGACAAAACAUCUUGCCAUUUAACAUUUCAGAUAACACUUCCAUUACUUUUGUAAAACGAAAAUUUAUGCUCAGUAGAAACGUGCAUGUUGUGUGCAAGUUUUUAAUGUUUUUCAAGAUAAAAUUAGAACUCUGUCGUCAGAUGUGGUCAAUUUGAGAUAUAUAACUGUAACAUUUGUUUCUAGUUUAGUCAGGUUUCAUCCAUUUAAUACAGGGUAUACUUUAGUUAAUACGCAAGUAUGAAAAUUAUCAUAGUCGUCUUUUUUCAAAGUUUUUGUGACACUGUAUGUUUAAACGUUGUGAAAUAAAUUAGUUUUUUUACGAAAA
Limulus polyphemus (Atlantic horseshoe crab) is the source of this 5073-nucleotide messenger RNA. Its product is annotated as RNA-binding protein 12-like. The record is from RefSeq and is a predicted model, not a curated record. NCBI's taxonomy places the organism in Eukaryota, Metazoa, Arthropoda, Merostomata, Xiphosura, Limulidae. Gene Ontology annotation, molecular function: RNA binding. Bases 302 to 3964 code for a protein of 1220 amino acids. Gene Ontology annotation, cellular component: nucleoplasm; ribonucleoprotein complex. The transcript has 3 exons. Gene Ontology annotation, biological process: regulation of RNA splicing.